This is a messenger RNA of Cicer arietinum (chickpea), 670 nucleotides long. NCBI's taxonomy places the organism in Eukaryota, Viridiplantae, Streptophyta, Magnoliopsida, Fabales, Fabaceae. The record is from RefSeq and is a predicted model, not a curated record.
AAUAACUUCACAGGAAUUAUUCCCAAUGAAAUAGCAAAACUAACUGGUUUGUUGGUUCUCAACUUGUCUAGAAACCAUAUAUCUGGCCAAAUUCCUGAAACCAUGUCAAAUAUGCAUCAACUAUCAUCUCUUGAUCUCUCAAGCAAUCGUCUUUCAGGCACUAUUCCUUCAAGCUUGUCUUUCUUGUCAUUUUUGGGCUCCCUAGAUUUGUCCGACAACAACCUCUUUGGUGCUAUUCCUUAUACAGGUCAAAUGACAACCUUUGACGCAACAGACUUUACUGAGAAUCCUGGUCUCUGUGGUCCUCCGCUUCCUGUGAGGUGUUCAGCAGGUAUACUGGUUCCUUAUUUCAUUUUAAUAAUAAAGAGUUCUUGGGGCGAUAUCUAUUUUGAUUUUGUGGAUCAUGUUGUUGAUAAAUUAUCAAGGCUCACACACAGACAAGGAAUAAAUCAUGGCCAAAGGAGAAAGAUUCAUCAUAGACGUCAGUUUAUAUGUAUAUAUAGAUAUGUAAAAAUAAACGAGCUUGAUCCAUGCACUCUGAUUUUGUUAUGUACAAGGUUUGCUUCUUUAAACAUACUAGCAUAAAAGCAACAUUAACGUACUCAUCUAUUUUGUUGUAUAUAAGAUUUAACUAUGUAUAUAAUUGGUGUAUAUAGAUAUUUUUAUUUCA